Messenger RNA from Bursaphelenchus xylophilus (pine wood nematode), 3594 nucleotides. The record is from the annotation of a GenBank genome assembly. Lineage: Eukaryota; Metazoa; Nematoda; Chromadorea; Rhabditida; Aphelenchoididae.
AUGAAAUUAGAAUUUCAAAAGACGAUGUGAGUAAAGUGUAUACUUGUCGUCAUUGUCUCUAAAGUGUUGUAAAUUCUUGUUUUUUUUUUAAUUAACAAAAGCUUGACAUAUAAAGUUGUUGUAGAUUACGGUUCAGAGCGAAGUUUAUGGGGAGCAGCAAGAAGAAGAAGCUGACUAGUGAGGCUUUUGUCCUCCCGUCAACCAGUUCUGAGUCUGCGGAAGAACAAGACCUGGAUGAGGAUGAAUAUUCAGGGUUGUAUUAUUACUUGCAGCCCAAAAAGAAACGAGAAUUGUCAGUCACCGUCCAGGUAAUUAAUCAGAAACUGGAGCAAGUGUAUCAUGAGUAAGUUUACUUUGUUUCUUUAUUUUUUUUUUAGAUUUCGUCCAUCUACUGAAGUUGUUCUGGGCCAGAUACACUUGUAUUCAGUGAUUCACAAGCAAGUCACAGAUCUGUUCAAAUGCGUUGAUGUUUAUGCGUUUGGAAGUGCAGUUAACGGGUUCGGUUACUUGGAAUCCGAUAUGGAUCUUACAAUAAUCGGAUUUUCUGAGCAGUAAGCCUAUCCGUUUUAUGGAUGGUUCUUAUUAUUUAGUCAAAUGAAACGAACAAAAGAAGGGCUAUUGGAAGAUCUGAAGGCCUAUCUGAUGGAGGAGGAAAAUGUUCAAGAAAAUGGCCUCUCAGAUGCCAUGUUGCUCGCUAAAACAAAGGUAUUACUUUAUUGUCAAAACUUUAAUAAUUUAUUUUUAGUUUCCAUUGAUCAAGAUGCAGUCCAAUUUUAAUGGCCAUUCAUAUUUCUUGGACUUGGGAAUCAACAGUCGUAAAGGGAUCUCUAAUUCUCUUUUACUCAACUGUUAUGCCAGGUAAGGUAAUAUUCAGGUUUACUUACGAAAGUUGUGGUUUGUAAAAACUAAUAGUUUUAGAAUCGACAAGCGGGUCAGGUUGCUCGAUAUGGUUGUUAAAGAAUGGACCAAAUUGAAUCAUCUGUUUGGUGGCAGUAAACAGAGAUUCAAUAGUUACAGCCUCACAUUGAUGGUCAUUUACUAUCUCCAAAGAGGAAUUAAGCCCCCUCUUCUUCCGAAUUUACACCAAGAAGUGAUGGACAUUUUCAAUGUACAGUUCAACGAAGAUCCGUUUGAAGUGAUAAAGGAGUUUGAGUUGAAAUUUGGUGAGUAUUAUGAUCGAUUAUUCAAUUAUUUUACAAGGAAAGUACUUUUAUUGGGGCUUCUACUUUUUGACGGGGGAUAUCUCAUGAAAUCAGAAAAAAUGUGCUGAUCAAGGAUAUGUAAAUAUUAGCUGCCCAUUUUAGGUUUUUAGGGGUGAAAAAUCCAUCGCAGGCUGAUUUAAAGUCCUAUAUGAACCCCUUUUCGUUUAAUUUUUCACAGGUUUACAAUUUUUAUUUUGGCUUCAAAUGAUGUUUAUUGAGUUUCUAAGACGUAAUAAGUCUUGGCCCAAAAAUUUAUUUUUCCGGUCUUCAACUUCAAAAAAAGUUGAUUCAGCCCAAAAGGGCUGAAUCAACAGGGAAGCCGUGCGGCGUCCUCCCUAUUGAUUCCCAGACUACGGCACUAACCACUCGGCCACACCGCUCUCUUCCGAAGGAAGAGACCGACUGCGCUUUCUAUCGUUUCGAAUGCCUGCGCCUUUUGUAGGGAAAUUAAGCCAGUUUUUGGGCAUUUUAACCCCUAAAAACCUAAAAUGGGCAGCUAAGAUUUAUAUAUCCUUGAUCAGAACAUUUUUUCUGAUUUUUUGAGAUAUGUCCCGUCAAAAAGUAGGAGCCCCCAUAAAAGUACUUUCCUUGUUAGAUCCUGAAGAACAAGAGAUGACAUUGAUAGAAUUGUUCUUUGGAUUUGUGGAGUUUUACGAUUCCUUUGACUUCAAAAACGAAUUAAUUGCUAUUCACAAGAAAGAAAAUGUUUCUUCCGGGUAUGUGUUUUCUUUUGGGAAAAAUAUUUUCGCCCAGAAUUAAAAAUAUUUUUCCCCAGAAAAGACCAUUAUAGAAAAACUCCUAUUUUCUCCCAGAAAAAAUAUAUUUUCUCCCAGAAAGAAAAUAUUUUUCCCCAGAAAAGAGAAUUAUGAAAAAAAUGCUAUUUUCUCCCAGAAACCAGAAAACAUGAUUUUGUAAAAAUAAAGCACGGAAUUAGUAAAAAUUGAUGAAUAAGUAACUUUACUAGUAAAAUAAAUUAAGCAGUAGUGUAAAAUAUUAUUUGUAGUAAGUUUUUGAGGAAAUACUGGAAAGAGAUGUAAUCGACGGUGCUGAUUUCGUAAAUGAUUCUAAUUUUUCGUGAUUUUUACUUUUUUGUGCUCAAAGAGUGCAUUGAAGUGUACAUCGACAGCCUUUCUUUUUCGCCUUCUGCGCCGGGAAUAACAUUCAGAUUUACAAUAAGAGAAAUUCAUCCUUAUCUUCAUCGGGAAAAAAAGAUAUUCAAGAAUAAAACAUGAGAGAUUACUACCUUCUAAAAGAUAGUGAUGUCGAAGACGUUGAUAUCCUAAAGGUAUAAUUCAGCACGACAAGUCAAUAUGUCAGUCAGUUCGAAUCCGAUAUUAUGCACUUCUUUGGGACCCAUGGAUCGUAUUUUACAUUACUACUUGCAAUAAAGCUGGAAAUCCCACGUUUUUCUAAUUUUUUUUCAGAUUUUCAACUUCCAGAUGAUAUUACUUUAGACGACUUCUUAAUUGAGUUUAAAAACAAGUAAGAAUUAUAAUGAUUUAUACAAAGGCAUGCAUGAAUGAAUUCUUUAAUGGUUUAUUCUUGGAUGUCUUUUGUUCCCAAUGAAAAUAUGGAUGGGUUUCUCUUAUUGUAAAUCUGAAUGUUCUUCCUGACGCAGAAGACGACACAGACAGGCUGUCAAUGCACCCUUUGACCACAAAAAAGUAAAAAUCACAAAAAAUGAGCAUCAUUUUUGAAAUCAGCACCGUCGAUUACAUCUCUUUCCAGUAUUUCCUCAAAAACUUACUACAAAUAAUAUUUUACACUACUGCUUAAUUUAUUUUACUAGUAAAGUUACUUAUUCAUCAAUUUUUACUAAUUCCGUGCUUUAUUUUUACAAAAUCAUGUUUUCUGGUAGAAAAUAUUUUCUUUUCUGGGAGAAAAUAGCAUUUUUUUCAUAAUUCUCUUUUCUGGGGAAAAAUAUUUUCUUUCUGGGAGAAAAUAUAUUUUUUCUGGGAGAAAAUAGGAGUUUUUCUAUAAUGCUCUUUUCUGGGGAAAAAUAUUUUUAAUUCUGGGAGAAAAAUAUAGACCCUUUUCUUUUUGUGUUAUACGAAGUAAUUUUUAUGAUUUUAGUUAUCAGAGUGACGAAGAUUGCACCUCGUUGAUUAAUAUCGAAGACCCUUGUGAAGGCAAUAACCCGGCUCGAGGCGUUUCCCAGGAAUGUUUUGAUGGUUUUAAAGCCGUUUUAUCCCGAGUUCAUACCUCCAAAUGGUUUAAUAUUUUGUCUAAUCCAGCUCAAUUUGAUCCCAAAACCUAUGGUCUCGAUCUCAAAGUCUUUCUCAAUUACUUCGGAGUGGAUAUGCAAAGAGAUGAUGCCCUUCAUAAUGUGCAGCUAGAUUCUUUAUAUUCCACUUUAUAUCCCCUGGAGGCUCAUAAUAUCUUCCUUAGUUAA